Erythranthe guttata (spotted monkey flower) is the source of this 1017-nucleotide messenger RNA. NCBI's taxonomy places the organism in Eukaryota, Viridiplantae, Streptophyta, Magnoliopsida, Lamiales, Phrymaceae. The record is from RefSeq and is a predicted model, not a curated record.
AUGGCUGAGCUUGAGAGUAAUACAAUUUCGUCACAAGCAGAAGCUUCCUCAGCUACUUCAGUUAGGAAAAAAACGGACGCGGCAUGGAAUUAUGUUUCCGAGGGAAUAAGUGCAGAAGGAAAAAAAUUGCUGAUUUGUUUGUUCUGCAACAAAAAAAAUAAGGGUGGAGGUAUUAACAGAAUGAAACAACAUCUUGCCGGAACUAUAGGAAAUACUUUUUCUUGCAAUAAAGUUGACCCAGAAGUGCGGCUCAAAAUAAAAAGGUCAUUGGAUUCUAAUGCAAAGAAAAGUAAGGAGAAGAAAGGGGUGUUUGACGACUCAUCAAGUGAAGGUGAUGACAUUCCUACACAAAAGGUACCGUCAAAGGGGAAGAGAAAAGCCUCUAAUGAGAUUGAAGCAUUUUGUCAGAAAGAUCUUAAGGUAACUCAUUCUUCUCAACCUUCUAUUAGAGCAUGCAUGCAAAAUAAGGAAAGGUGGAAAGAGACUGACUUGGCCAUUGCGUUAUGGUUUUAUGAUGCAUGUAUCCCAUUUAAUGCUUGCAAUUCACCUUACUUUCAAGGUGCCAUUGAUAAAAUAGCUAACAUGGGUCUUGGUUAUAAACAUCCUUCUUUUCAUGCUUUGCGGGUUAACUUACUGAGUGAUGCUAAAAUGCAUGUUAAGUUGAUCAUAGAUUCUAUGAGAAAAACUUGGGAGGACACAGGUUGCACUAUAAUGGCAGAUGGGUGGACAGACAUUAGACAGAGGUCUUUGAUUAACUUUUUAGUUUACUGUCCAAAAGGAAUUUCAUUUGUCAAAUCUGUUGAUGCUUCUGAUAUUUCUUCAACUGCUGAAGAAUUAUGUAAGUUGUUUUGUGAGAUUGUGGAAUGGGUUGGUCCUCGUAAUGUUGUACACAUGGUAACAGACAAUGGAGCUAAUUAUAAAGCUGCGGGUGGUAAGCUUGCGGAGAAAUAUCCUUUUAUUUUUUGGUCGCCAUGCGCAGCUCACUGUGUGAAUUUGAUAUUUAAAGAUGUUGGAUAG